GAGAACACUGUUGCAAACUUUAGACCUCUCUUUUUCAAAGCCCUCUUAGGAAUUUCAAGAGCCUCAGGCUUAUACCCUCGAUGUUUCGAUCUCAAUGGCCUAGAAAAAAUCGGAGAACAGGUGGCCGCAGGUGGCUUCGGUGACAUUUGGAAGGGUCGGAUCCAUGGGCAAACUGUGUCGGUCAAAGUUAUGAGAGUCUUUACGGACUCUGAUAUCGCGGCCACCUUACGGGAAUUUGGCAGAGAAGCGUUAAUAUGGCGGCAACUCUGGCAUCCGAAUUUGUUGCCAUUCUUUGGCAUUUAUUAUCUCGACAAAAGGCUAUGCCUUGUUUCCCCUUGGAUGGAAGCUGGAAACAUUCUGGCAUAUCUGCAGACAUCACAACGCCCUGUUAUCGAGACCGAAAGACUCUCACUGAUGUUUGACGUUGCGCAAGGACUUCGAUAUCUUCACGGGAAUAACGUGGUUCAUGGGGAUCUCAAGGCGGCCAAUAUUCUUGUCACCCCAUCUGGAAGGGCAUGCAUCGCAGACUUUGGACUCGCUUCCAUUGUGGACACCAUCACUGUCCGAUUUAAACAAUCCACCACGACAGUCAAUGGAGGCACCGUGCGUUAUCAGUCGCCAGAGCUCAUCCAUGGCGAACGUCGGAAUUUUGCAUCGGAUGUUUAUGCUUACGCAUGUACCUGCUAUGAGAUUUUGGUUGAGAAAGUUCCCUUCUACGAAGUGAUCAAUGAGGCCGCCGUAAUCUUCAAAGUGUUGAGCGGGAUACGACCAUCGUGUCCGCCACAAUGCGCCCAGUCUCUGGCCCUCCGAGAGCUAUGGCAAAUCUUCAAACAAUGCUGGGAAGAAUCGACCGCAAACCGACCUCUUGUCGGUGAGAUUGUACAGCGAUUGCAAGGAGAUCCAAUCUUCGCCCAAACGACUCGAGUACAAAUGGCCGAUUGGGACGAGACAUUCACUUCCAAGUUUCGCCAUCACAUUCAACCAAAACAUGCUUCCAUGACAUUGGAGCACUUCAUUCCAUCCUCUUCUGACGAGCCAGGUAUUCCCAAUAGACUUAAACCAACUGAGGAGAUUUCAGGGAUCAUCGUCAAGCGUAAAUAUGAAACUGAGGAUCGGGCACAAGAGAAGCGAAUCAAGGUAGUGUAG
Messenger RNA from Mycena indigotica, 1146 nucleotides. Its product is annotated as Protein kinase domain-containing protein. The transcript is spliced from 5 exons. Gene Ontology annotation, biological process: protein phosphorylation. Gene Ontology annotation, molecular function: protein kinase activity; ATP binding. Bases 190 to 1146 code for a protein of 318 amino acids. The record is from RefSeq and is a predicted model, not a curated record. Lineage: Eukaryota; Fungi; Basidiomycota; Agaricomycetes; Agaricales; Mycenaceae.